Messenger RNA from Daktulosphaira vitifoliae (grape phylloxera), 575 nucleotides. RefSeq lists its product as uncharacterized. NCBI's taxonomy places the organism in Eukaryota, Metazoa, Arthropoda, Insecta, Hemiptera, Phylloxeridae. The coding region runs from base 98 to 472 and encodes 124 amino acids. The record is from RefSeq and is a predicted model, not a curated record. The transcript is spliced from 3 exons.
CGCAUUGAAUAUAAAUAAUGCUUUUAGUUUGAUUGGUACAUUAAAAUAAGUCCGAAGAAAAAACUAUAACAUUCACAUUAUUUUAGUAUAAAAAAAAAUGAAGUUUUGUUUGUUAUUAUUAAUUUUUAUUACAGUUGAUUGUUCAAACAAACAAUGUGGUUAUAAUUUAGAAGUUGCAUGUGAAGCAUUUUUUGAUUGCAUGAAUGGCUGUAAAAAAAUUGAUCCUAACGACAGUCCAAUAUCAAUACGUGAUACACAUCUUCAGUUAUGUAAAGACGGCAAAAAAUACAUCGAUUAUCAAACUACAGUUAAUGAAAUGGUCAAAAAUUUGAAAAGUGCUGUAUGUGAAAAUGAGAACAAACUCAGUGUAGAAGAAUGUAAUAACAGAGUUAAUCAAUGUUCAGAUAAUUUCGCUAAAGUACUACUACAGUUUAAUCCUCGUCAUAAAGACAAAUUUAUUGAUCAUUAUUGAAAUCAAAAUUAUGUUUGAAUCAGUUUUUAUUUAAUAACAAUGACUUCUUAUUUUGUAAUAUUAUUACAAAUAUUGGAUUAAUAAAUAAAUAAAAAUGUACAAA